AUUUUAUCUUCUUCCAACGCAGAACUUCCACUUCAUGUCGACUUCCGUAUCUUCUGAUUCCAUUGACCUGUCCGUCACUGUGCUCGAUGCGACCCUCCCACAUGAACCGACCCGUCACCAUGGCCUUCUCGCAAUCUCAACCGAUUGGCGUACUCACCGGCGUUAGCUCUGGUAUUUCAUCCUCAAAUAUUCUCCGUUUGGCUGAUGAGAACGGACCCGAGCCUCCGAAAGACUCCACCGUGCUGUUACCUACGAUGACAACAAUACAAAAUUGGUCGAGAAAUUGCCGUGACAGAUGGAAUGGAGGGGACAAUCUCAUCGACUACGUAUACGGACUGUCAAUGUUUCCCCAUACCAACAAUAUGUAUCGGUUUGUAGAGUAAUAAGCAGGAAAACAACAUGCUUCUCUGAGGACGGAUACAAGUCGAGAGUGAAACACAGAAUGAGUUCACCAACUAUAAUAUCGACGGCCCAACAACCUGGUUGGAUAUCAUCACGGCGCUUGGGAGCUGAGCUGAGAUGACUGGUUACCAACUUGUGCCAGCAUUCCAUCUUGCGUGUCCCAACAUGCUGGAACUGGCUACGAUCCCGAACCGAUGCCAGACUGGACCUCGAGUGACUGCCUGGAAAGCAACUGACCCAAUGGGGCAACGCAGAAAUGGGGAGCUGAGUGAGCCCUUGUUCACACCCUUCACUGACACGGUCGGCUGCGGUCAAAUCGAAUCCAGUCGUUUGCUUUCCCAGGAUAUCUCAGGUCACCGACAUUAGCGGUAUCAGCCCGUAUGAGCAAACACAUUGGGUGGUGCAGGUGUGAAGGGGUCUAUUGUUUACCCAAAUCGGCACUUGGACUUCGAUAGUGAUGCGCCGUGGAGAUAUCACAUAUCACAUCCUCUGGGGGUCGACUACUUAGUCUGCCAGUAGCCGCUCUUCUUUGGAUUUGUUCUGUUCUUCUGUUUUCAUCGACAGCAACAGCAACAGAUUAGUCACCAUCAUGAUCGACAUCCUCAUCAUCGGCGCCGGUCCUAGUGGCCUUUGCGCUGCCAAAACGUUUCUACAACACAACCCAACCAGCAACAUUGUCAUCCUCGACAGCCACUCGACCGUAGGAGGCGUCUGGUCCAAGGAGAGACUCUAUCCCACCCUCCGAACCAACAAUCUGUAUCCUACCAUGGACUUUAGUGAUUUUCCCAUGAAGGACGUUGGCAUCGGCCGUCCAGGACAUCACAUCACCGGCGAGGAAAUGCAUGCCUACCUGACCGCGUACGCCCACCACUUUGAUCUGAUGAAACGAAUCCGCUUCAACACUCGAGCUGUCCGAGUUCAUCAAGUUCAAGAAGAAGUAACCCUUAACAGUGACGCCAGCUGCUGGAAGGUAGAGGUAGAGGUAGACGUACAUGAACUGGGCAACCCGACCACAACAGUAACACUAGAAACCAACAAACUCGUCAUGGCCACCGGCAUCCUCGGCGUCCCCAACAUGCCCUCUCUCAAAGGCAGCGAAACCUUCGACGCACCCCUUUUGCACUCCUCCGCCCUCGGGCCUCGCUACCAAGACGUCCUCCAAAACCCCCACAUCAACCGCGUCGCCGUCCUCGGCGGCUCCAAAUCCGCCUACGACACCGUCUACCUCGCUGCCACGACCGCCCACAAAGUCGACUGGAUCAUCCGCAAAUCCGGCCGUGGUCCCUCAUGGGUCUUUCCCUCCCACACCAAGAUCGGCCCCUUCAAAGCGUGGCGCGAGAAGCUCGUCACUCGACGGAUUUUCACUUUCAUGUCUCCUUGUGUUCUUCCCGACCACUCUGGCAAACACAUCAGUUGGAUCCGCGACUUUUUGCAUACCAACAAGGUCGGAAAAGCCAUAACGAAAAGCUUCUGGAAGAUCUUACACGCCGAUACCAUCCGAGAUUGUCGUUACCGCGAAGGAAAAGACAACAAGAACUUUGGUGUGCUAGAACCGGAACACAGCCCUUUUUGGUACGGGACCAGCUCGGGGACGCUCAACUACGAGCAGGACUUCAAGGCCUUAGUCACCAGCGGCCAAGUGACUAUCCAUCGCCAAGACAUUUCUCAUCUCAGUCCACACGCCAUCCACUUUCUCGCCGCCGAUGAUGCUGGUAAAGAAACCCUGGCCGUCGACGCCCUCAUUUGCGCAACAGGAUACGCAGCCACCCCACCCGUUGACUUCUUUCCUCCGGAACUACACUUCCAACUCGGCAUCCCCACCACGCUCGACUCCCUCUCCGACGAGGAAAAAGCCAUCUGGGCGACCUACGACCAAGAAGCAGAUGACCUCAUAACCAAGCAAUUUCCCCAACUCAUUCCCCUACCACCACCCCCCAAGUCCAAAUCCAAAGAGUCCCAAGACACCAAAACAUACACCCCCUGGCGUCUCCACCGCGGUAUCGCCCCCCCAGGCCCUCCAACCCUCACAACAGCCCGCAGCAUCGUCUUCCUCUCCAUGCACAGCAACAUCACCAACAUCCCCCGCAUCGAACUCCAAUGCUUAUGGUCCCUCGCCUACUUCCACGACAAGUUAAUCAAAGUAUCUAAUUCUCAAGUUCACAAGGACACCGCCCUGUUCCAGCGAUGGUGUCAGCUUCGAUCUCCCCUGGGACACGGGAGGCAGUAUCCUGACUUGAACUUUGAUCAGCUGCCUUAUUGGGAUUGGUUGGUGGCUGAUUUGGGAUUAAAAGUCAGGAGGAAGAAGAGUGUUUGGAAAGAACUAGUUAGUCCGUAUGGGAGUGAGGAUUAUAGGGGGUUGGUGGAGGAGUGGAUUGAGAAGUACGGAAUCCAUAAGGGGGAGGGGAGUGAACAGGAGAGGAGGGAGGGCGAGAAAAGACUGUGAAAGUGGUGGUUGAUGAGCGAAAAGUGGGAUGCUGAGGUAGGAUAGUGGAUUAAAAUUUAUGGUUGGGUCAAGUGAUGGUUGAGAGAUGAUAGGUACUUGGCCGGUUAAAGUGCCUGUGGUCACAUAAGGGAAUUUAAUUUCAGGAAGCUUGGAUCACCAUCAGUGCAUAAUGAAA
Neurospora crassa OR74A is the source of this 3020-nucleotide messenger RNA. RefSeq lists its product as hypothetical. Lineage: Eukaryota; Fungi; Ascomycota; Sordariomycetes; Sordariales; Sordariaceae. The record is from RefSeq and is a predicted model, not a curated record. The coding region runs from base 992 to 2845 and encodes 617 amino acids. Gene Ontology annotation, molecular function: N,N-dimethylaniline monooxygenase activity; flavin adenine dinucleotide binding; NADP binding. The transcript has 2 exons.